UCCCUCAUAGAACUAAGACAACCAUGUCAAAGGUGCAGAAAAGUGUGGUGUCAGUAGAUCUUUUAUGCUCAAAGUGCAAGAAGAAAGUAAUGAAGUUAGUUGCAGGAGUAGAAGGGAUAAAUUCUAUAGCCCUGGACUCUACAAAAAGUACGGUGACAGUUGUUGGACCGGCUGAUCCUGUUGAUAUCAUUAAAAAGGUCAGAAAAUUCAAAAAAACCGCUGAGUUUGUUAGUAUAGGACCUUUUAAACCAGAAGAGAAGAAAGAUGAUUUGAAGAAGGAUGUUUGUCCAUAUCUUCCAAAGACAUGUCAGAGGUGUGAUGUUUGGUAUGUUGUUGGUGAAGAAUGGCACCAUCCUUGUUCAAUCCUAUAAACCAUGUCAGAUCUUUUCAAUGCUUUCUUCAAAAUUCCCAGACCACAUUUUCAAUGGAGCUGACAUCUCUAGCUCUUUGGGUAACUAGUUUCAUUCUAUGCAUAUCAUAUCUAGUACUUCAUUUCAUCUCAAGCUUUUCCGAAUGUACGCAGUAUGAUUUCCCUAGAUUUCAAUGUAACGAGUAUCUUUAUUUUUCAAACAAAUUUUAAUAAGGUCCAUCAUUGUUCUU
Messenger RNA from Papaver somniferum (opium poppy), 600 nucleotides. RefSeq names its product heavy metal-associated isoprenylated plant protein 2-like. The record is from RefSeq and is a predicted model, not a curated record. The transcript has 2 exons. Gene Ontology annotation, molecular function: metal ion binding. Lineage: Eukaryota; Viridiplantae; Streptophyta; Magnoliopsida; Ranunculales; Papaveraceae. The coding region runs from base 24 to 371 and encodes 115 amino acids.